Messenger RNA from Trichomonas vaginalis G3, 645 nucleotides. Its product is annotated as transcription-initiator DNA-binding domain ibd family. Lineage: Eukaryota; Parabasalia; Trichomonadida; Trichomonadidae. The coding region runs from base 1 to 645 and encodes 214 amino acids. The transcript has a single exon. The record is from RefSeq and is a predicted model, not a curated record.
AUGGAAUCCGGCGACAAGCAAUCCCAAUUAAAUGCUAAUGAAUUAAUAGCACUCCAGACAUUUCUUAGUGAUUCAGACUCAGCAGCAGCUCUUUGUACUACUGAGGUCGUUGAUCCCAUUGGACUUCAAUUUAUUCCAAAAUCCACAUGGGCAAAUUAUAAAUUAACUUCUGUAUCAGCACUUCAUGAUUCGUAUUUCAGCAAGAAGAAUUCCGUAACACGCCGUUUUGAGCACAAGCUUUGGAAUUGCCUCCGUAUUACUCAAGUUUUCCCAAGCUUAACAAAAAUCAUCGGUGUAUGCUGGGUUGACAACCGCAUUAUCAAAGUAUACAAGCACCCAUUUGCCAAAUUCCUUUCUAUUCAAUGCGUUGAUGGCGCCUUAUUCCAUAAACAAGGAAACUUCUCAAGGCAUGGUUUUGUUGAUAUGUCAGAGCAAGAAGCUCAGCAGCAAUUAUCUCCAGAAGCUUAUGCCGAUGUUGAUUUCCGUGAUGUCCAUUUGAUUUAUCAUCAAAACGGUCAGUUCACAGCAGAUGCAACAGAAGAAUCCAUUGCUAACUGCAAGUGGGUAGAUCCUGCUCCGGCUACUCGCGUCGCUGCAUUGAAGCUUAAUAACCCUUCUGCAGAAGCACAAAUGACUCUCGAGUAA